Messenger RNA from Dovyalis caffra, 327 nucleotides. The record is from the annotation of a GenBank genome assembly. NCBI's taxonomy places the organism in Eukaryota, Viridiplantae, Streptophyta, Magnoliopsida, Malpighiales, Salicaceae.
AUGUUGGUGGAGAAAAAAAAUGCCUCUGCCACACCUCCCACACCAUUAAAGACAGGUACUGGAGAAUUUGUUUAUAUGGAAGGGACAACUCAGAAGCAGGACACAAAAACUCAGCCUAAAUCCAAAGGAAAGGCCACAGGCUCUUCAACUGAGCCUCAAAAGUUGAUGCCACCUGACCCUACCCCAAGUGAACAACAGCAGUCCCCAUCCCCAUUCAAUGCCAUGGAUGCCACGCGUGCAGAUGAGAUGAUAGACAAUGACCCUAUUGACCAUGGAGAUAUACCGCUGGCUUUGGGGGCUAUUGAUGUACCUACUGUAGGUAAUUAA